Messenger RNA from Alnus glutinosa, 638 nucleotides. RefSeq lists its product as uncharacterized. Lineage: Eukaryota; Viridiplantae; Streptophyta; Magnoliopsida; Fagales; Betulaceae. The coding region runs from base 145 to 525 and encodes 126 amino acids. The record is from RefSeq and is a predicted model, not a curated record. The transcript has a single exon.
AAGAACCAAGACACACCGGGGCUUUUAGUUUCGGAGCUCAGUGAAGAGCCUUGGAAGGGGAAAGUGAUCACGUUUAGUUCGCAUCCUGAGAUUCACUUGAUUCAGGGGGAUACUCUUCUGAAAAAGACUCAAUUCAUAAGGAGGAUGGAUUGGGGUGGUAAUACAGACUUCCAGAAAGUUUUUGACCAAAUCUUGAAAGUCGCGGUUGAGGGCAAGCUGACAGAAGACCAACUGAUCAAGAGGGUAGUUGUUUUCAGUGAUAUGGAAUUUGAUCAGGCGUCUAGGCAUUAUUAUGGUUCGAAUCCAUGGGAAACAGAUUAUGAAAUUAUACAGAGGAAGUUCCGGGAGAGAGGAUACAACAAGGUGCCGGAAAUUGUGUUUUGGAACCUUAGGCACUCGUCGUCGACUCCGGUGGUUGCGAGGCAAAGUGGGGUGGCGCUUGUGAGUGGGUUUUCGAAGAAUUUGUUGACUGUGUUCUUGGAGGAAGGUGGCAUCGUAAAUCCUGAGGUUGUAAAAUGGGAUUAGCUAUCUCUGGUGAAGAGUACCAGAAACUUGUUGUGUAUUAUUGAUAUGCAUGUCAUCAAUGUCACAGGAACCUCAUGAAUGAUAUUUUGUGAAAGUUUGAUGUUGCUUCUUUA